AUGAUUGCACCUCCAACCCAGACUUCUGCAACUUCAAUCGGGGGGGCACCGUGGCGGAUGGUUUACUGCGAUGGCAACUCCUUCUCGGGGAAUCGGGACGAGCCAGUUGUUGUGACUGGACUCGAUGGAAAAGCAAAGCCGCUGUAUUUCCGAGGCAAGCGUAUCAUCGAUGCGACGUUGCAAACGCUUCUAACGCUGGGGCUGAGCAGGGCAGAAAACGUGCUGUUGAGUGGAUGCUCUGCGGGCGGAUUGGCAACGUACUUGCACACGGAUUAUGUGUAUGAUUGGCUUCGGUCAGCAAAUGUUCCCAUGAAGAAAUUCCGUUCGGCACCAAUCAGCGGCUUCUUUCUGCUGCACAACACGGUGGAGAAGAAGCAGGUAUAUCCAGAAGAAAUGAAGUACAUUUUCAGUUUGGCGAAUUCUACCCAUGGUUUGAACGAUGCUUGCAUAUCAGAGCAGGUGGAUGAAGACAGAUGGAAAUGUAACUUUGCCGAAAUGGCCUACCAGUACACGCAAGCACCUAUUUUUCCUUUGAAUUCUGCAUUGGACUCUUGGCAAACGCAGUGUAUAUACACGGCGGAGUUAGUCCCGGGGUUCCCCAAACAGAACGUCAAGUCGAAUGGAAACUGCAGUGCCGCACCUGGGUGGGGUGCUUGCGCCACCAAUCCCGAGACAUGUAGUGCUGACGAAAUGGCAACCAUGAACCAGUACAUCAUCGACUUCCAGACUACCAUAUCUAGCAAAGGCACCUACAACAAGGUCGGGAACGGAGCUUUUAUUCACUCGUGCCAUACGCACUGCGAGGCCCUGGACGAUGUCCAGUGGAAUGCGAUCGCGAACAAAGGGCUGACCAUCCAGCAGGCUUUCUCAAAGUGGUGGAACAGUGAAUCGCAGCCAGCUGCCGCCCAUACUCACAGAUCUUGCCUCUACAACACAGUCUCGUCUCCGCACGCGUGCAAUCCGAGCUGUGGCGCUGUCGCUCACACUUCUCCGAGCAUCGUCGUGUGA
Messenger RNA from Prorocentrum cordatum, 1008 nucleotides. The record is from the annotation of a GenBank genome assembly. Lineage: Eukaryota; Dinophyceae; Prorocentrales; Prorocentraceae.